Messenger RNA from Colletotrichum gloeosporioides, 1077 nucleotides. RefSeq names its product Protein TOXD. Gene Ontology annotation, molecular function: oxidoreductase activity, acting on NAD(P)H. The record is from RefSeq and is a predicted model, not a curated record. Bases 1 to 1077 code for a protein of 358 amino acids. The transcript has a single exon. NCBI's taxonomy places the organism in Eukaryota, Fungi, Ascomycota, Sordariomycetes, Glomerellales, Glomerellaceae.
AUGUCUUCAAUGAAAGCUCUUAUCACCCAAGGCGACGGUGUUGUCUCCGUUGAAUCCACCAGAAUCCCGGUACCCGGCCCCGGAGAAGUCCUCGUCAAAGUGCACUACUCCGCUCUCAACCCCACCGACUGGAAGUCCGUUAAAGGCUCUCCGCCCAUCGCCCCACCCGCCCCGGCCGGUCUCAUCGUCGGCGCCGACUUCGCCGGGACAAUUGAGGAUCCCAACGGCUCUGCUUGGCGUAAGGGUCAGCGCGUCGCCGGCUUUGUGCAGGGCACUAGCCAAAAUGGAACUCCUGCGAACCCGAUCCGCGGCGGGUACGCAGAGUACAUACCCGUCGAAGCGAGUUUGUUGUUCGAAAUUCCCGACAAUGUGGAACUGAAGAGCGCUGCGACUGUCGGUCUUGCUCUGGGGACAGCAGUACAAGCUCUGUAUCAACGCCUUGGCCUCCCUGAGCCGGGAUCAGGGAAAGGAGGAGAGUGGGUGCUCAUUUACGGUGGCGCGACUAGCGUUGGAAACUAUGCCAUUCAGUUGGCAAAGUUGAGCGGUUUGAAAGUCAUCACCACUGCCUCGCCCAAGAAUCAUCAGUUCUUGAAGGAUCUGGGAGCGGAUGCCGUGAUCGAUUACCAUGGGGAGUGGGUUGACGAAGCCAAGAGAGUCACAGGCGGGAAGCUGAAGCGCGCCUUCGACACUGUGUCAGAGCACGGCUCAACAUUGAAGAUCGCGCAGGCACUUGAGGGGAGUGAAGGAGAUCACGUUCUUACUCUCAUUCCUGUCAUGCCGCCCGCAAAGGAAGAGAUCAAAGCUGUGAACCCGUGGGCGAAGAUUGAGUGGACGAUUGUUUACACAGUGUUUGAGAGGGCUCUCCCAUUCCGGUUUGAUAACUGUGGAGACGAGACACCUGAGGAUAAGAAAGUGUGGGAGAAGUAUCUGAAGCUACUGCCUCAGCUUCUGGGCAAUGGGGACCUGAAAACGAGUAAGGUGAGGGAGCUUGGCGGCUUGGAGACUGUGGUUGAGGGCUUCAAGCUCUCUGAAGAAGGUAAGGUCUCUAAUGAGAAGCUGGUAUUUAAAGUUUUGUAG